AUGCGUUUUAUUGCCUGGUUUGAAAUAUCCUGGGUAGAUGAAUUCCUCAUAUUGAGCGAGGACGUGGAAAGUUUGUUGAUUCCAAAAAAAGACAUAUGGUAUCCGGACAUCAGUAUAUACGACACUGUUGAAGAUCCACAGACCAUCAGUGAUGGACAACAUGUGAUUCUGUUCCAGGACGGCCGUGUGUCAUGGUACCCAGGAAAUGAGUAUGUUACAAGAUGUAGUAUCGACAUUCGACGGUAUCCUUUUGAUGAUCAGGUGUGUAACUUACGUGUUGGUGCAUGGCAUACUACAGCAUGGACACAACAACUGACAGACUCUGGAAAAGGACUAGAUAUUUCAAAUUAUGUCGAAAAUGGGGAAUGGGAGAUUACUCGCACAAUGGUGGAGGCAAACAAAAGUCCUGGAUAUAACACCUCCUGGAUACGGUAUCAUAUAUAUCUUAAACGCCGUUCUCUACAUCCGAUUCUAAACACUCUUGCUCCAGUCGUCAUGCUCUCCUUCUUGAACACGCUAGUGUUUCUACUUCCGGCUAAUUCUGGUGAGAAGGUGACCCUGUGUAUAUCUGUUCUCUUGUCCUUCACCGUGUUUCUAACCGUGUUUAAUGAUACAAUGCCGAAGAUGUCCACUACCAUAUCCUAUCUGUCAAUCUACCUUGUCGUUCAGCUCGGAAUGAGUGUGUUUGGAAUCGUCAUGUCAAUAUAUAUAUGGAGAAUGAAAGAUAGAGAAGACAAUAAAUACCACUUUGUCAAUGUUUCUGCUAAUAAAAAUGAAGAAGAAAUAAACAGAAGCGUGUACACAAAAAGCGAGGACUUGAAGGAUCAUAGUAUAUCUCUUCGGCUCCAAGGAUACAAGGAUGGUAUCGAGGAAAACAUUGCUAUUGGUGAAAGUUCCAAAACCGAGGGUUGUCAAGGAGACGAGUCAGACUUUCACUUUUUCAAUAGUAAUUAUAGCAAUGGUUUCUUAAGAAAGGAAUCGUCACGAAAAACACGAUAUAGUGCGGCAGUCUUUCCGUCACCACAAAAAUAUAAUAUUGACGAAAAGGAUGCUGAUGAUCCCAAUCGGAAAAUUAAAAAACUCGAUAUGAUCAUAAAUGGUGAAACGGAUGGCAUUAAUGUAGAUGAAGAUGACGAAGUGCGCCUCAUUGAAUCGAUCCGCAAAAGAAGAAAUGAGAGCGAGGAUAAUCACGUGACUGUGUCAAUGGCCGACUUUGUGAAUGUUGACAACAAUCUAGUUAACACUGCUGAAAUUUCUGAGGACGAUGUCGUGAGAUGUGUUGUAAAACAGGAUUCCGAUACUGAGGAAGCAGAGGAACAGAACACAGCUGUUCUCAGCCAGUGCCAACAUUAA
Molecule: messenger RNA, 1353 nt
Organism: Ylistrum balloti
Lineage: Eukaryota; Metazoa; Mollusca; Bivalvia; Pectinida; Pectinidae
Product: neuronal acetylcholine receptor subunit alpha-3-like
Exons: 2
Coding region: 1-1353 (450 amino acids)
Biological process (GO): monoatomic ion transmembrane transport; nervous system process; regulation of membrane potential
Cellular component (GO): synapse; membrane; neuron projection
Molecular function (GO): extracellular ligand-gated monoatomic ion channel activity; neurotransmitter receptor activity; transmembrane signaling receptor activity
Source: RefSeq, a predicted model, not a curated record